Sinocyclocheilus rhinocerous is the source of this 1109-nucleotide messenger RNA. RefSeq names its product dihydroxyacetone phosphate acyltransferase-like. The transcript is spliced from 8 exons. NCBI's taxonomy places the organism in Eukaryota, Metazoa, Chordata, Actinopteri, Cypriniformes, Cyprinidae. The record is from RefSeq and is a predicted model, not a curated record. Gene Ontology annotation, biological process: ether lipid biosynthetic process; phospholipid biosynthetic process; fatty acid metabolic process. The coding region runs from base 71 to 1057 and encodes 328 amino acids. Gene Ontology annotation, cellular component: mitochondrial membrane; peroxisomal membrane. Gene Ontology annotation, molecular function: glycerone-phosphate O-acyltransferase activity; glycerol-3-phosphate O-acyltransferase activity.
UGUCGGCAGGUUCACUGUCACAUCAGAGGAGAGAGAGAAGAACAGAUUACCUGCUGCUUCUGCAUGGGACAUGGAGCGACUGAGUGCUGAAGCUGAUGGCUUCUUUGACGUUCUGGAGGAGAGGAGGCGGAGCAGUGACUUAAGCUACGCCUUCCGGACCUUUAACCCUCAGCCAUACCGUGGGGCCACGCCCAUUUCAGCUGCCGCUCUAAACAGGAUGGUGCUUGAAUCACAGUACCUGAGCUACGUCAUACAAGAGAUCAUGCUUGAGAGUGAAGAACCGCGUGAGGCGCUUCUAGAGGAGGCUUCUGCGCUGCUGGACGAGAUGAGUCAAAACCUUCAGUUGGGAUUCAUUCGUCUGCUGGGCUCCAUAAUGAACAAAGUUUUUAAGAGCGUCUUCAGCUCUAUACACGUCAAUGAGGAUGGACUCACACGGCUCCAGCAAGCCAUUCAGGAGUAUCCCGUCAUCCUGUUGCCCAAUCACAGGAGUUACGUGGACUUCCUGGUUCUGUCUUACAUCAUGUUCACUUAUGACCUCUCUAUCCCCGUCAUUGCAGCUGGAAUUCCUCUGAUGGGGAUGAAGCUGAUUGGUGAGAUGUUUCGGCGGUCAGGAGCGUUCUUUAUCCGUCGUGCCAUUGGCUCAGACAAGCUGUACUGGGCGGUGCUUUCUGAGUACGUCAGAACCAUUGUGCGGACAGGUUAUGCUCCAUUAGAGUUUUAUGUUGAAGGAUUACGUAGCAGAACGCUGAAAUCUCUCACGCCAAAACUAGGAAUGUUGCACAUGGUGCUAGAGCCUUUUUUUAAAGGAGAGGUGUUUGACAUCAGUCUGGUGCCCAUCAGCAUCAGUUACGAGCGUAUGCUGGAAGAGUCGCUCCUCGCUCAUGAGCUGCUGGGUGUGCCUAAACCAAAAGAGACCACAGGGGCUUUGCUGAAGGCCAGGACUGUGCUGAAGGAGGAUUACGGCUGCAUGCAUGUGUGCUUUGGCAACCCUGUGUCAGUCAGAGACCUGGUGAAGGGAAAAAUAAACUGCAGACAGUAUAAUCUGGUGCCCAGGUAAUAAAAACACUAGAGUUAGUAAACUAAACUAAACCUAAAACAUAAAAAAAACA